Molecule: messenger RNA, 3848 nt
Organism: Melanotaenia boesemani (Boeseman's rainbowfish)
Lineage: Eukaryota; Metazoa; Chordata; Actinopteri; Atheriniformes; Melanotaeniidae
Exons: 28
Coding region: 567-3779 (1070 amino acids)
Biological process (GO): phosphatidylinositol 3-kinase/protein kinase B signal transduction; cell migration; phosphatidylinositol-mediated signaling
Cellular component (GO): phosphatidylinositol 3-kinase complex, class IA; cytoplasm; plasma membrane
Molecular function (GO): 1-phosphatidylinositol-3-kinase activity; 1-phosphatidylinositol-4-phosphate 3-kinase activity
Source: RefSeq, a predicted model, not a curated record
GUAUAUUUUUGUUAGGAUUACUAUAUUUUACUCCUACUUGAAUCAUGUUUAGGAUUACUAGCUUAGUUAUUCUGCUCCAACCAGCCCUGGUCUCUGCUUUAAAUUGGAGAUCCUGCACAUCUGUCAUAAAUCAUGGAUCUGUAACAGAGUGAGAGCUCUGUCUGCUCUCUCCAGUCUUUGGGGGCCACUGGCCCUUUAAGAUGGCAGGAAGCGCCCACACCUAAGCCCCCCUUCCUCCUCCUCAUCCUCUCAAACACAUUGUUCUGCUGCUGCCGGCCAGAAGCCGCUUCCCUCCCGCCACUGCAGCCCCCCGAGCCCCCCAGAUACACUGCUUGUUCUCUGACAGCAAGAGGGAACCGGGACCCAAACUGGGGCCGGGAUUGGCUUCAGGACCAGGUCCAGGACCGGAACAGGGUCUGGGUCUGUUUGUACAGGGCAGGAACUCUGAUGGAUCCACCGGUUCUGGCAUGAGGAGACAAAGAGGGGAGGACGGCAUGACUGGAGAGACAGGAACGAACUCAGGUAGCCCUACACUGAGGUGAACCACAUCGGGAUUGGUGGUUGCCAUGGCGCCUAGGCCAUCAUCAGGUGAACUAUGGGGACUCCAUCUGAUGCCCCCUCAGAUCCGGGUGGACUGCUGCCUCCCUAAUGGGAUGAUGGUGAGUCUGGAGUGCCUUAGAGAAAUGCCCCUCAUCAGCAUUAAGCAGCAGCUCUUUAUAGAGGCCAGGAAGUACCCACUCUACCACCUGCUUCAGGAAGAGUCAUGCUACAUCUUUGUGGGCGUGACCCAGGAGGCAGAGCGAGAGGAAUUCUACGAUGAGACUCGUCGCCUGUGUGACCUGCGACUCUUUCACCCAAUCCUGAAGGUCAUUGAACCGCUGGGAAACCGUGAGGAGAAGAUUCUGAACCGGGAGAUUGGGUUUGCAAUUGGGAUGCCAGUUUGUGAGUUUGAGAUGAUGAAGGACCCAGAAAUCCAGGACUUCCGUCGCUCCAUACUGAGUGUGUGCAGAGAAGCCAUGGAGGAGAGGGAAGGGGGUGGGGCCCACAGUCAGGCCCUAUAUGUUUAUCCCCCUAAUGUGGAGUCUAGCCCUCAUUUGCCCCCACACAUCUACAGCAAGCUGGACAAAGGCCGGCUGAUCGUGACCAUCUGGGUGAUUGUGUCUCCAUCUAACUCCAAACAGAAGUACACUUUGAAGGUGAACCAUGACAGUUUACCUGAGCAGCUGAUUGCUGAAUCCAUAAGGAAGAAGAGCCGAUCAAUGCACCUGUCCCCUCAGCAGCUGCGUCUCUGUGUGCAGGAGUACCAGGGCCAGUACAUCCUGAAGGUGUGUGGCUGUGAUGAGUACCUAUUAGAGAAGUUUCCUCUCAGCCAGUACAAGUACAUUCGUUCAUGUAUUAUAGUGGGACGUCUUCCCCACCUGAUGCUUGUGUCCAAAGACAGUCUUUACUCUCAGCUCCCUGCCUCUGGCUUUGUCACGCCUUCCUACAGUCGGAGGACUCCUCAGCCAUCUCCCUGUCCAGGAGGAGUGGAUGGUUCUCCUCCUCGUUCUCUCUGGGCCUUCAACACUCUACUAAGGGUCCGGCUGCUCUGUGCCACCUACGUCAACGUCAACAUCAGGGACAUUGACAAGAUUUAUGUAAGGACAGGUAUCUAUCAUGGAGGAGAGCCACUCUGUGAUAACGUCAACACACAGAGAGUCCCCUGUUCCAACCCCAGGUGGAAUGAGUGGCUGACCUAUGACAUCUACUUGGCGGAUCUUCCUCGAUCAGCCAGACUCUGUCUUUCCAUUUGCUCUGUAAAGGGGAGGAAAGGAGCUAAGGAGGAGCACUGUCCUCUGGCCUGGGGGAACGUCAACCUCUUCGACUACCAGGACAUCUUGGUCUCUGGUAAAGUGGCUCUCAGUCUUUGGCCAGUACCUCACGGCCUCGAGGACCUUCUCAAUCCCAUUGGAGUUGCUAGUUCAAACCCCAACAAGGAGACUCCCUGUGUGGAGCUGGAGUUCUCCUGGUUCAACCAGACAGUGGUGUUUCCUGACGAACAGCAGAUUGAAGAACACGCCAACUGGACCAUCAGCAGAGAGUUGGGCUACAACUACUGCCUAGGACUGAGCAGCCGUCUGGCCUGUGACAGCAGUGUUUCAGCCGCAGAUGCAGAGCAGCUUCAUUCUCUUUGCUCCAGAGAUCCACUGUAUGAGCUGUCUGAGCAGGAGAAGGACUUCCUCUGGAGACACAGACAUUACUGUGUUAACAUCCCAGAAUCUCUUCCUAAGCUGCUUCUUUCCGUCAAAUGGAACUCCAGAGAUGAAGUGUCACAGAUGUACUGUUUACUGAGGGAAUGGCCACUGAUGGAGCCGGAGUCAGCUCUAGAGCUGUUGGACUGUAACUUUCCGGAUCCGAUGGUCAGGGAGUUCGCUUUGCGCUGCCUGGUACAGGGCCUGACGGACGACAAGCUGUCGCAGUACCUGCUGCAGCUCGUACAGGUGUUGAAGUAUGAGAUGUACCUGGACAACCCGUUGGCUCGAUUUCUCAUCAAGAAAGCUCUAACCAAUCAGAGGAUAGGACACUUCUUCUUCUGGCACCUUAAGUCAGAGAUGCACAACAAGACUGUUUCCAGAAGGUUCGGUCUACUGCUGGAAGCUUUUUGCAGAGCCUGCGGCAUGUACCUGAAACACCUAAACAGACAGGUGGAGGCCAUGGAGAAACUGGUGAAUCUCACUGACACACUGAAGCAGGAGAAAAAAGAUGAGACUCAGAAAACUCAGAUGAAGUUCCUGGUUGAACACAUGUCUCGUCCAGACUACAUGGAAGCUCUUCAAGGAUUUGUCUCUCCUCUGAACCCAGUUCAUCAGCUGGGAAACCUCAGACUGGAGGUGUGCAGGAUCAUGUCCUCGGCCAAGCGCCCCCUGUGGUUGAACUGGGAGAACCCUGACAUCAUGUCUGAGCUGCUCUUCACCAACAAUGAGAUCAUCUUCAAGAACGGAGACGACCUACGUCAGGACAUGCUGACGCUCCAGAUAAUUAAGAUCAUGGAAAACAUCUGGCAGAACCAAGGCCUGGACCUGCGCAUGCUGCCGUACGGCUGCCUGUCCAUUGGGGACUGUGUGGGUCUGAUCGAGGUGGUGAAGAACAGCUUCACCAUCAUGCAGAUUCAGUGUAAAGGAGGCCUGAAGGGGGCGCUGCAGUUCAACUCCAACACGCUGCACCACUGGAUCAAGGACAAGAACCGUGGAGAGGCGUAUGAUCGGGCCAUUGACCUAUUCACCAGGUCGUGUGCUGGUUACUGUGUCGCCACAUUCAUCCUGGGAAUUGGAGACCGGCACAAUUCCAACAUCAUGCUUAAGGAAAAUGGACAGCUGUUCCACAUUGACUUUGGUCACUUCCUGGACCACAAGAAGAAAAAGUUUGGCUAUAAAAGGGAACGGGUACCCUUCGUCCUGACUCAGGAUUUCCUCAUCGUCAUCAGUAAAGGGGUCCAGGAGUCCACUAAGACGAAAGAGUUUGAGAGGUUUCAAGAGAUGUGCUAUAAAGCCUACCUGGCCAUCCGUCAGCAUGCCAGCCUCUUCAUCAACCUCUUCUCCCUCAUGCUGGGCUGCGGCAUGCCUGAACUGCAGAGCUUUGAUGACAUCGCCUACCUGCGGAAGACCCUCGCCCUGGAGAAAAGCCAGCAGGAAGCGUUGGAGUAUUUCACCAAGCAGAUGAACGACGCCCAUCAUGGAGGAUGGAGCACCAAGAUGGACUGGAUCUUCCACACCAUCAGACAUAUGCCCAACGAGCACUGACACACACACACACACACACACACACACACACACACACACACACACACACACACACACACACACACACAC